AUGGCAGACGCAGGUCUACCAGCAGGAUGGGAAGUUCGCACAUCGAAAUCUAAGAACAUCCCUUAUUAUUUCAACGAAGCCCAAACCAUAUCAAGCUGGGAGCCUCCAGCAAACACUGAUACCGAAAAGUUGAAGGCAUAUAUGGCUGAGAACUACAGUGUCUCAGAGAUUGGGGAUAGUGCCAAUGGUCAAGAUGAGAACCAUGGAAAGAUUAGAGCUAGCCAUUUAUUGGUUAAGCAUAAGGGUAGUAGACGACCGAGCAGUUGGCGCGAGGCUGAAAUCACACGCACAAAGGAGGAGGCCAUGAGUAUUAUUCUUCAACACGAAGCUCAUAUUCGUUCUGGUUCUACAUCAUUGGGGGAUCUCGCCGUUAGGGAAUCUGAUUGUAGCUCUGCUCGCAAGAUGGGAGAUCUUGGUUUCUUUGGAAGAGGGGAUAUGCAGAAAGAGUUUGAGGAAGCAGCUUUUGCCUUGAAGCCAGGUGAAGUUAGCCAUGUAGUUGAGACUGCUUCUGGUUUGCAUUUGAUUGAAAGACUUGCGUAA
This is a messenger RNA of Sclerotinia sclerotiorum 1980 UF-70, 540 nucleotides long. RefSeq lists its product as hypothetical. The record is from RefSeq and is a predicted model, not a curated record. Bases 1 to 540 code for a protein of 179 amino acids. The transcript has 4 exons. Gene Ontology annotation, molecular function: protein binding; peptidyl-prolyl cis-trans isomerase activity. NCBI's taxonomy places the organism in Eukaryota, Fungi, Ascomycota, Leotiomycetes, Helotiales, Sclerotiniaceae. Gene Ontology annotation, cellular component: cytosol; nucleus.